Oryzias melastigma (Indian medaka) is the source of this 3788-nucleotide messenger RNA. RefSeq names its product solute carrier family 25 member 24, like (gene slc25a24l). NCBI's taxonomy places the organism in Eukaryota, Metazoa, Chordata, Actinopteri, Beloniformes, Adrianichthyidae. The coding region runs from base 2349 to 3704 and encodes 451 amino acids. The record is from RefSeq and is a predicted model, not a curated record. Gene Ontology annotation, molecular function: ATP transmembrane transporter activity; calcium ion binding. Gene Ontology annotation, biological process: transmembrane transport. The transcript has 11 exons.
AGACAGAGACGGAGGGUGAGAUGAGGAGCAUUUGGAGGCGCUUAGUCAAUGUCAUGGACCCUCUGUUAUUUAUCCGUGACUGGGCGACCCUCUUUAAAUAGACACAGCUCCGUUCCCUGCGUCCACAGCGCCAAAGUCAAGUCAAUGGCUCCAACCACUUUUAUUUUGAUGGUGUAUUUCCGGUAUUUCCUGUUUGAUGGACGGUGAUUGAUCUGGGAUUUAGCGGCUCUUUCUGGAAAGCAAAUGCUGAUGAAGCCCGUCAUCUUCUAUAAAGGGGUCCUAUCCACCCCGCACAGGUGAAAGGUGAACUAAAAAAGUCCCCCUCGCGGGUUUUAUCCGGGUUAAUUUACCUUUAUAUCUUCAUCUGAUCUUUUCACACAGACACCAACCAUUUCAUAAUUUCACCCAAAACUAUCUUUGCACUUUUAGACUCACCUAAAUCUUUCUCUUUAUUUUUAUUUUUUAUGUUGCUUAAGUGAAUCUUUAGUGUGGUUCCUCACUCCCAAAACUUUUGAGAAGUUCGUCUGCAAGUGUUAUUAUAAACAACUUUUGAAAAGAUGUUAAAGCCCAAAUAUGGUAGCCACAUUUUCAAGAACUUCUUUAAAAAGGUAAAAGUUUAAAACUAUAUUGGGGCAACAUGUAAUUAGGAGGUUAUAUGCUAGUUCAAAUUCACAGUGGAACAACUGAUUUACUUCUUUUUACUUUUUGGCAAACCAGGGUUGAUACAAACAAUUGCUUUUAUUAUGAGUUUCUGAAUUUUAGAAAAAAGGCUAAUUUUAUUUUCCCCCCAGGGUUAAAAUUCUGAUGUAUUUUCAUAUGAAAAAAAUCAUUCUUUGGAUGAAGAGGCCUUUACUUAAAGCUUAAAUCAUACAGUAAAAAAUAAAUAAAAAAAUAAAUAAAUAAAACGUCUUAAAGUUUUUCUGUGCAUGAUGGGACUCGAUGGGACUUGGUCCACAACUGUAGUCUAAAUUGUUGAUAUUUCAAAAUAGUUAAUCUAAAAGCAUGAAGCCUAAUUACUGCAUUCUAACCACAUUCUGCAGACAAAAAACAAAGUUUUGUACCCUGAGUGCUCCAGAACCAUAAGUGGGUCUUUUACCCCUCCAUUUUGGCUCUCUGGGUAAAGAAAACUAAAAUAAUCGUAUUUUUUAAUAGUAGGGGUUACUUAUUUAGCAUUGGUUAAGUUUAUAUUAGUUAAGUUUAUAAAUUUAUGACUGAGGUGCAACUAGAAAUAAGAUAAAGAAUGUAAAGGUUUCAAAGAGGCCUUAUUUGCUCUACACUUCCUUCGGAAUGCACAGAUUUUUAAAUGCUGAACACAAAUUCUGAAAAAAGUCAAAUCUUUUCCGAUUGCUCAGUUUCUUAAAAUCUUAUGCUGCACAACAAUGGUUAAUCCAGAGGGGAGAUGCUAAAAUGUAUAGACCUGUUUUUGUAAAUUCUUUAAAUAAUUUUUCCAUUGGAUUAUAAACCAAUAGAGUCAUGUUAAUGUUCCGGUUAACAGCAGUAGUGAGAAGGAGAAAGGAUGGCAGCUCACUAAAGUAGUCCUAAGGUAUAAGAAGAGAAAAAGUCAUCUUUGACACAGUAUUUCACAUUAGCUGCACUGAGACAAUCCUGUGCAGCACAGGAAGUAUUUUAUUUUGAAAGGAUGUCACAUGAGUUUGGUAAAAAAAAAAAAAAAAAAAAAAUACAAAACUGGUAGUUUCCGCUUCUUUGUUGCCAAAAAAAGAGAUACUAUUCAUAUUUAUUCUUAAAGUAAAAAUGUAAUUAAUGCAAAGCAGUAUCAAAUUGUCCUAAAAUAAAACUCUGGAGCUCCUGCAAAGUUUUGAUCAGUAGAAACAGAUCAAGUUUGCUUAUAUGAUCGAAACUGUUGAUUGAACUCUUCAGUUGCUUAUUCAUUUGUAUUAAUAUUUCAUUAAUUAUUCUUUUUUGUUCCACGUGCUAUAUUCCCCUUAGAUUUGUAGAAAAGUGUGUUUUUUUUCAAGUUAAAAUAUAUUGACAUCUAAAAAUGACUUGACCUUUUGAUCAUCUUUGAAUGGCUGUAAAUUAUUAUCAAAGAUACAUUCACAUGUACUAAGUGAAAUGUGAUCAUCUCUGCUCUAAAAUGUGGCAUCAGUGACCCCUGAAGAGGACUGCAGGUGUUUGCUGCGCUGCAGCGCCACCUGCUGCAGCAGAGGAAGAAGGAGUGUAGUUGGCUGGCUGGAUGUGUGCUGCAUUUCCUCUGAGCUGCAGAUGAGUCAGCGUCUGUGCUGCUGGGCUGCAGCACAACUGCUCUUGUUGAUAUUUAGAUCCACAAUGAAGCAGGCUGUGUUUAGCAUUCACAUAUGAGCAGAAUUUCAGAGUUGACUCUGUAAAUAAUGGAUCAGUUUCAUAAUUUAUUUGCCAAACUGGACCAGGACAAUGAUGGGUUCAUCUCAGUGGCAGAACUGCAGGAUGAGAUGAGAAAACAUGGGAUCCUCUCCUCCAGUGGAAAGGUGCAGAGUCUCGUUGAUUCUUAUGACAAAGACAGAGAUGGCCUCCUGGAUUAUGAAGAGUUUCUUCAUUACAUGAUGGACAGAGAAAGGAAAUGGAAAAUUUACUUUCAUGAUCUUGACAAGAACAAAUGUGGGGUGAUUGACCAGGACGACAUCAUAUGUUUGUUUAAGGAGUUAGGAGUGGUCAUUUCAAAGCCCAAUGCAAAAAAAAUUAUACAAAUGAUUGAUAAGGACAGUUCCAUGACAGUGGACUGGGACGAAUUCCUGCAACAUAUCAUCCUCAACCCAGUGGACAACAUAGGGGAACUGGUGUCGUCAUGGAAACACAGUCUUGUUUUUGAUGUUGGGGAGAGCCGCGGGAUUCCCAUGGAGUUUCCAGAGGAGGUGUCCGGCUUUGGUGCUUGGAGGACGUUUGUGAUGGCAGCAGGAAUGGCGGACGCCGUCUCCCGGACUGUGACGGCUCCCAUAGACCGCCUGAAAACCCAGCUUCAGGUGCACGGAUCCAAGGCCUUGACCCGAGGCUUCGGUGAGAUGCAAGCAUGUGGUCUGCGGUCAAUGUGGCAAGGCAAUGCAGUCAACGUGCUGAAAGGAACGCCACAGUCCACUCUGCAGUGUCUCAUCUAUGCACAGAUGAAGGUUCACACCAAAACCUCGCCUCAGGAGGCGCUGUCGGUGCAGCAGCGCUUUGGCUUGGGCUGCAUCUCUGGAGCUGCUGCUCACGCUGUCUUCUACCCCUUAGAGGUGCUGAAGGUGCGGCUGAACCUGCAGCAGGCUGGCACAUAUCAUGGUGUUGUAGCGUGUGCCCAAACCAUUUACAGACAAGAGUCCCUGUCAUCCUUCUACAGAGGUUUUAAGCCCAGCAUCCUCUGUAUGAUCCCCUAUGCAGGUGUGGAGUGUGCAGUACAUCAGUCGAUCAUGAACUGGGCUAAAAAUGAUGUGGCAUACAACAGUGACUCCAAGCUGUUUUUCUUCAGCUUCGUGGCCUUUGCUUGUGGGCAGAUGAGCAGCUAUCCCCUGGCGGUGAUCCGAACUCAGCAGCAAGCUCAGGCUUUCAGGUCAGAUUCCAGCUCAACCUCUCGUGUAUUAUUACCUGGACUUCUAGAGAUAUAUGAAAGAAAUGGAUUGAAAGGUUAUUAUAGCGGCAUGGGAGCCAGCUUUGUCAGGGCUGUUCCCUGCGCACUCAUAAACUACGCUCUGACCAGGAAAUUUGAAAAUCUCUUUUCUUCCAUGGAGUCUUGAGGAAAAACAGCAACAACUGUCCCUGAUCGAUUUAGGCUUUCUCUGAAGUCCAGAAACAAAUAAACUUUUUAUGCAAAACUUGAA